CGGCAACGGAGGCAGAGCUUGGCGGAGGCGAAAGGGCAGCGGUGAAUGAGAUAAUGAUGAGUUGGACUUCAACUUGGUGACUGGGUUCAAAAUAAUUCAAAGUUCAAAAUGUUCACAGCCUAAGACUGGAAGAAUUUGACUAUCAUCAGGAACGUUAUGGUAGAUUAUACCCAGCCCCCAGUGCCUGAGUGUAAACAGGUUGACAAGCCUGAUUACAAAAAGCUUCAGUACUUACCAAAAGGAUAUUCCAGUAAAGGGUUCCAACCAUCCAUGGUGACCUCAACGAUACCAUCCAAGUAUCAAACUGUGAUGUAUGAAAUCCCUGAGAAAAAAGGGUUUGGUUCUCGGGCAAGAAGGUUUGAUGACAAUUUAAAUCAGAGUGAAAACCCGGGGCCAGGUACAUACGAUUGCAUGCAUGCGCCGCUUGAAACCUUCAGCACCUCCUUCUCCAAAAGAGGAACGGGUGGGCUUGCAUCCAAAGUACCCCGUGAGCAACGGAAGAGAAUUAUUCAUACCCCAGCAGCAAAUGCAUACAACAUUCCUUCCACAAUCCUGACAAAGGCAGACUACCACUUUGGGAACAGCAGCAUGUUCCAGCCACCUAUUGCUAUGAAGUUGGACAAAGACAAAGACAGGACACCAGCUCCUAAUGAAUACAAUAUUUCCGAGGUAUUUCUUGGGAAAGCAAACAAUGUCUCGGCUGAAUCAGCAUUUUUAUCGAGAACCAAGAGGGGGGCAUUUCCACAAGAGUCUCUGCAUGGACCCUCCCCGUGCCAUUACAGGAUCAGCCACUCCUUGACCAAAGAGUCGCCAAAGGCAAUGGUUUCUGCUUUCAAAUCCACGACUGUGCGCCUGAAGUAUCCAACUGACUCAACAAGCCCAGGACCAGCAGCCUAUCAACCUUACAAUUCAAUGGCGGAAGACAGGAUUCAAUCCACACUUUUGCAUCCUUGGAAGAAGCAUUACAUGUGCAUUUCGGCUCCUCCAUUCCCAGUCCGCAGAAACCCAACACCUCCAGGACCCGGCUAUUAUGAUGUGGUCAAUUUUCAUGAUCCACCAAAGCGCUAUAUGACCAGUGCCGUGUUUGUGUCCAACACCAGUCGUUGGACUGGAAAUGUCCAUGUCAAAGAUGGUCCAGGACCAGCCUCGUAUCUGCCAAAGCAAAAAGAAAAACAGUCAUUCCUGUACAAUCUUAAUCGGAAGUGGGUGCCAUCGUAGACGUUGAUGGAAGAACAAGCCUGGAGCCUGUGCUCAGAUGGGAAUGGUGUUCACUGAAUUUACCUUGCACAAUGGAUAUGCACUGUGUUUGAUAAACUACGUAGCUUCGUAGAACAAAAAAAACUGAUCAUAAUCAAAUGUUGAAGAUUAUUUAUGAUUUUUGGGUUGGAAGCUGCUUCACCUGUAUCAAGGAGUAACUUUAUUCACCAUAUACAUUUACAUGUAUUAGGAAUUUGCUGUGAUGUCUUCGCACGGCAUACAAUGAAAGAAAAACAACAUUCAACAGUUAUAAAAAAUAAAGAAUUAUAUACAAAUAAUACU
Molecule: messenger RNA, 1539 nt
Organism: Hypanus sabinus (Atlantic stingray)
Lineage: Eukaryota; Metazoa; Chordata; Chondrichthyes; Myliobatiformes; Dasyatidae
Gene: stpg1
Product: sperm-tail PG-rich repeat containing 1
Exons: 10
Coding region: 157-1218 (353 amino acids)
Biological process (GO): epigenetic programing of male pronucleus
Cellular component (GO): female pronucleus; germinal vesicle; male pronucleus
Molecular function (GO): histone binding; chromatin binding
Source: RefSeq, a predicted model, not a curated record